UGCUGGGGACAAGAUUCCCAGACUCAAGAUUUCGUUCCAGAUGAUUUCUGGAAGGUGAGUGCAAAGCAUGCGCACUCAAUGGUCCAGAAACGCUGACAUACAAUAUAGUUGAUCGACAGUAACUGUGGGACGGAGCUGGAAGCCCUGGGUACAUGUGUUGCACCAGAUACUAGUCGAUCGGUCCGGACGAAUCUGGCGACGAGUUAUUCGCAGUGUUUUCGGUCGCAGUCAGUAGAAAAUGAGACUCGAUGGCAGCUCCAGACGGACACAUUAACGUUCUUUCUAGAUUCGAUUCGUACUUCGAGUGCUCAUCGACCGCGAAUGCUGCAAGCGCCGAUCCUAUCCCGAAGACUCCAGUCCGAAACACCAUUAUAACGGCGAAUGCGACAUGCUCAUAUCCCAAGCCAGAACCGAUUCUUUCCUCCGCAUGCGUUUUCGAUGCCGAAGAGAUCCCUCGAAGCAAGUGCUGUUCCGACUCGAGCGGCGACUGUUCCCAGAAAAGCGUUAACCUGCUCAUAUGUCAAUACCAAGCAGCCCAACAAUAUGUCCGCUGCACCAGCACUGACAACACAAACGUAACCGACUGCGUCGUCAGCAACGCCGAAAAGGCAACCUGGCUCCCCUACCAAUUCCUCAUCUACAGCGGGUCUGAGAAGUGUCCUCGGGCGAAGAAGAUCUUAACCACCCUUGCCAUCUCCAAUGUCAUUGCGCUGCUCUCUGCAGCGUUGGCUAACACGACCGUCAUCAAGCACCUCAUCGGCCGGAAACAGAUGUUCGAGUACACCGAGAUCAAGCUGAACUUCCUGAGCAUGUUCGUUUCGAUCGGGAUCCACGUAUCGAUUCCAUUCAUCAUCGGCGUUCUACUGGAGAAGCAGGGGUACACGGUGAACUGGCUCCAGCAAGUCUUGAUCUGGACGGUCCGACCGCGAGUUGCGCCGGUAAUAGCGAUCCUAGGCUUCAUAAACGCGUCGUGGAUGGAGACUGCGGUCAAUGAGAUGGUGGCCGAUCUGCUCUUCUCGGUUCCUGCUCUUGUAUUCGCUGUCUAUGCGGCAUUCUUCCCGAACAAGACGACCAACCCCGCUAAGCCUGCGGAAUACAAGCUAUACCAUGCUGGCGGCAUCAUCAUGAUAAUCCCUGGAGUCAUCAUCGCGUUUUCGUUCCUCAUGGGUAUGUGCCUCCGAUGCGCGCCUUUCCGAGCGUUCAAAUACCCGGCGCAGGAUUUGUGGCGUAUCUUGCGGAACCCGGUUCGAAAGUUACAAAAGAAGGAACCCGUUCCCCAACGCGAGGUCCAUAUCUCGAACUUCAAAGGCUGGUACAUCAACUUCUUUGGAUUGGGGAUAAUUUUGUACAUUGGGAGCUGGCUUGUUUGGGCGUCCUUUUUGAACAUGUCCGGAGAUUUGUAUUGCCCGGCAAGCCUGAACACGGUGGCGACAGUACUGUUCGUGUAUCCAGUCAUCUUGAAUGUGCUGCGGGCCUUUCUAUCUCUCGUGUAAAUUUGCAUCAAAUUCUAAAGGACAGCUUACUUAAGCGUAU
Messenger RNA from Mytilinidion resinicola, 1533 nucleotides. RefSeq lists its product as uncharacterized. Lineage: Eukaryota; Fungi; Ascomycota; Dothideomycetes; Mytilinidiales; Mytilinidiaceae. The coding region runs from base 249 to 1493 and encodes 414 amino acids. The record is from RefSeq and is a predicted model, not a curated record. The transcript has 4 exons.